Acanthosepion pharaonis is the source of this 924-nucleotide messenger RNA. The record is from the annotation of a GenBank genome assembly. Lineage: Eukaryota; Metazoa; Mollusca; Cephalopoda; Sepiida; Sepiidae.
AUGAUUCCUUUCUUCCUAAUUUUGCUUAUUUAUUUAUUUUCUGUUUUCAUUUUUCUUUCUUGCUUUCAUAAUUUACUUUCUAUUUGCCUUCUCUUUCUUUUUUCUUUCUUUCCUUCUUUCUUUCUUUCUUUCUUUCUUUCUUUCUUUCUUUCUUUCUUUCUUUGCCAAUUGCCUGUCUCUUUGUCUGUUAUUUCUUUCCUUCUUCUUUCUUUCUUUCUUUGUUUCUUUAUUUCUUUCUUUGUUUCUUUAUUUCCUUCUUUCUUUCUUUCUUUCUUUGCCAAUUGCCUGUCUCUUUGUCUGUUAUUUCUUUCUUUCUUCUUUGUUUCUUUACCUAUUUGCUCUCUAUUUGCGUUCUCUUUCUUUCUUUUUUUACUUUCUUCUUUCUUUGCCAAUUUACUAUAUGUUAAUCUGUUCUUUCUUUCUCUCUUCUUUCUUUCUUGCUUCUUUUACUUUCUUUCUUUCUAUUUAAAUACUUUCUUUCUUUGCCAAUUCACUUUCUAUUUCUUUCUUUCUUAUUUCCCAAAUGACUCUCUUUUUGUCUGUUCUUUCUUUCUUUCUUUCUUUCUUUCUUUCUUUCUUUCUUUCUUUCUUUCUUUCUUUGCCAUUUUACUCUCCUUGGUUUUUCUUUCUUUCUUUCUUUCUUUCUUUCUUUCUUUGCCAUUUUACUCUCCUUGCUUUUUCUUUCUUUCUUUCUUUCUUUCUUUCUUUCUUUGCCAUUUUACUUUUUCUUUCCUUUCUUUUUUUCUUUCUUUUUUUUCUUUCUUUUACUUUUUUUCUUUUCUUUCUUUCUUUCUUUUUCUUUCUUUUCUUUCUUUGCCAUUUUACUCUUUUUCCUUUCUUUUUCUUUCUUUCUUUCUUUCUUUCUUUCUUUCUUUCUUUCUUUCUUUCUUUUGCCAAUUUACUCAAUUCUUAUCUCUCACUUAA